Molecule: messenger RNA, 378 nt
Organism: Giardia duodenalis
Lineage: Eukaryota; Fornicata; Diplomonadida; Hexamitidae
Product: Rhodanese like protein
Exons: 1
Coding region: 1-378 (125 amino acids)
Source: RefSeq, a predicted model, not a curated record
AUGCUUGCGAGCUUGCCACAGACUAUCAAACCGACAGACUACCUCCCCCUUCUUUCCACAUUCAGCCGUCCAGUCACUUUGGAUGUACGGGAUGUGGAUUACAAUCGCGAUGGCGGGAUCGUUGCUAAUAGUGUGCAUGUGCCAUUCACCAAGGUUGUAGCCAAUACUGAUCAAAUCAAGCAGUUGCACGAAGCUGAUGCAUGCUUUAUUUACUGUCGUACGUCCGCAGCACGGGCACUCCUCUCGGCCAAUAGAAUAGCUAGAGCGUACCCCAAGCUGCCAACAUAUAUUAUUGAUGGCGGGAUAAUUGGUCUUCAGCGUGAGGCCCCCAUGGUUCCGAUCAUAGACUCGUCGAUGCCACCAGAUUCUCCUCGGUGA